AUGCGCUCCUGCGGCGCUGCUGCUGCUGCUGUCCAUCAAACCAGAAGGGGCGUGUUUGAGAGCGGGGGCGUGUCUGAGAGCGAGGACGCGGUCUCUGAAAGCGGAGAUCCCCGCGUCCUCGCGCCACCUCAGCAUAUGAUCUCUGUGGUCUUUGUCGCUGGUAAUCCUCAGGGUAAUCUUGGCGGUCAAAAGAGCGGUAAUCCGGUCUUCUGCGUCGUUCGGCGGACACAUUUUGCCGGUGUUGACGGCGCUGCUUCCGGGAUCUCACCGGGACCCACCCCUCGUCGUAGUACUCCGCCAUUUCCGAGCGAAAGAUGGAUUUUUACCGCUGGAAAGUACCACGGUAGCACAAGUCGGCAAAAAAGAGUGGAAGGUGAUGGAGGUCUCGGGAGGCAGAGCGAGAGCCGGUCCUAUGGCUCCCCCUCAUACCUCGUUGAGGCCUACUGGAUACCUGGUGCCCAAGUUCGCGAUCCAGAUGUGCUCCGCCCUCCGACGUUGGGCGAGGCUCCAUCUGGGGUUCGCUUCGACGACAGUAGCCCGGACGGCAGACCACCCGUGUCGGACAAAAUGCCGGACCAGGUGAGUAUUGGUGUUUUUGCGUCUAACGAUGUUGUACUUAUGUUGGGCGAAUCUCCUAGCUAAGGUAUUGCCCGUCUCGCCCACGUACAUAUUGCCACAUCGUUGACAGCGAAUGACAUAAACACAGUUUUGUGUAUGUAGUCCGCCACGACACAGUGGUUGGAAAACCUUGCGGUUCUGGGGGUUCACAAACCACGGCGCGUGUCGGACAAGG
Molecule: messenger RNA, 793 nt
Organism: Nerophis ophidion (straightnose pipefish)
Lineage: Eukaryota; Metazoa; Chordata; Actinopteri; Syngnathiformes; Syngnathidae
Exons: 3
Coding region: 1-642 (213 amino acids)
Source: RefSeq, a predicted model, not a curated record